AUGCCGACUGCUAUCAUCACAGGAGCCAAUUCUGGCAUCGGCCACGAAUUUGCCAAAGUCUUGAUCAAAGAAGGAUACGACGUGCACGCCAUCGAUGUCCAAGACGGGGAGGGACUCAAGAGCUUGGGUUGCAAGACGUCCCAGCUAGACGUCACAUCAGAAGACGCCAUCAAGAAAUUCAAGCAGCAAUACGGAGAUGGACCCCUAGAUCUGCUGUUAAACGUAGCUGGCGUCAUGGACGCGGCGCACGACUCGCUCACCACGCUCAACGCCAGCUCCCUCUCCAAGACCUUCGCCGUCAACACCUUCGGCCCCCUACUACUAACGCAAGCAUUCCUGCCCAACAUCCUGAAGUCGUCAAGCCCGCGCCUGGGCUACGUGUCCAGCCGCGUGGGGAGCAUCGCGGACAACAGCUCGGGCGGCAGCUACGCGUACCGCUCGUCCAAGACGGCGCUGAAUAUGAUCUGCAAGAACCUGUCCGUGGAGCUGAGGGACAAGGGCGUCGUGGUCGUCAUCAUGCACCCGGGAAUGGUCAGGACGCCGCUCACGUUGACCUUGGAGGGGGCGCACGGGAUUCCGGGGAUGGUGGAUCCGGAUGAGGCGGCGGGGAAGCUGUACAAGAUAUUGGUGAGCAAGGGGAUUGAAGAUACCGGGAAAUUCUGGCACAGAGACGGCGAGGAGCUUCCUUGGUGA
Molecule: messenger RNA, 693 nt
Organism: Lasiodiplodia theobromae
Lineage: Eukaryota; Fungi; Ascomycota; Dothideomycetes; Botryosphaeriales; Botryosphaeriaceae
Product: Short-chain dehydrogenase/reductase SDR
Exons: 3
Coding region: 1-693 (230 amino acids)
Molecular function (GO): oxidoreductase activity, acting on the CH-OH group of donors, NAD or NADP as acceptor
Source: RefSeq, a predicted model, not a curated record